UGUCUUGGCACGCCUAUGUGGUAAGACAACCAAAGUCCGAAGUUCAGCGCAGACCACACCACACACCUGAGGUCCCUGCUCCUUCAAGCAGCACAGAAAACUUCACUGCCAGUGGCGCUGGAUGGCACAGCAUGGCAGCCAGUAAAUCAGCCUCAGAGACGGCACGUCGCACCAGGCUCACCAAGACACAGGACAAAGCCUGGGAGAAAGUCACACCGUCCAGCUCAGAGCCAUGGAAUAAACCAACACUCAGUGAAAUCCAGGACAAAGCCUGGGAGAAAGUCACACCGUCCAGCUCAGAGCCAUGGAAUAAACCAACACUCAAUGAUGUCCAGAAAAGGGAUUUGCAGAAGCAGUCAAGCAGUUAUAAAUCUUUGGAGGAAUACUCUGCCAGCAAGCCUCAUUUGAAGGAUUUGCAGUCACUGACAGAGUGUUUUGAGUUCAUUAAGGAACUGGAAGUGGAGGUGAAGGAAAUCUUUCAGAUGAAGUAUGGCAGUAAGAGGGAGGAACCAGAAGGAGGCGCUACAAAGCCAAGAAGCCUGGAGGGAAGCAGGAGACUGAUUGUCCGCUGGGCCAAGAAGCUGGAGCAGAUGAACACGGUGAAAAAGGAAACCAAAGUAACAGAGGAGAAGACAGGAGGAGCGGUGGAUCCAGAAGGGACAGAGAAAAGUCUGGAAAAACAGAAUGAGAGACUUCUACAGUGGGCAGUUGAGCUGAGGAAUGUCAAAGAGGCUAAUGGUCUGUCGGACGAGGAGCUGAGGGAGCUGCUGUGUCCCAGAGGAGUGAAGGAGUCCAGGCUGACGGCCAUUCUCCCCCUGCUGGAGUUUGUGGCCUGGUCGCUGCUGUCCCAGGACACGGAGGAGGAUAUCUGCAAGAUGUGGCUGCCAACCAAACAGAAGGCCUGGAAGACUGGAACUAGAAGCCCCAGAUACAUCCCUAAUUCAGUGUGGCAGUGGAUUCAAAGUGCCUCAGUCUCUGUGCAGCUGGAUCCCAGCAGCAGUCACCCCUGGCUGGUGGUUUCUGCAGACCGGCUGCAGGUGCAGGAGGCGGCCCGGCUCCAGCACUCCGCCGACAGCAGCCAGCGCUUCACCGGGUGGUCCUGUGUCCUGGGGGACAGGGUCAUCACUGCGGGGAGACACUACUGGGAGGUGGACGUGUCCCACAGUGGCAGGUGGAGGCUGGGUGUCACCUCAGUAUCUGCUCGCAGGAAGCAAAAGGUCCCCAUGUCACCCAGUACAGGAUACUGGAUCCUGUGGCAGGACUCCAGACUGUGGGCCUGUACCGAGGACCCCACCGAGCUGCCGGGGGUGGCUGCGCCUCGCCUGGUCGGGGUGUACGUCGACUUUGACGAGGGGCAGGUGUCCUUUUACAACGUCGACAGCAGAGCUCACAUUUACACUUUCUCUCACACGUUCCGACACAGCCUGCUCCCAGUGUUUGGCUGUAUGGACGGAGACACUGUCCUGAAAAUCAUACCUGCAGAGGUGUCCGUCUCUGCUCCUCUUGUCUGAAUGUAUGAAUCCUGGAGUUUAUUGGACCAUAUUCACACGUUGGCCAUUUUCCUCUAAUGUUAUGCUUAGGGUGGGAAGCUUAAAGUCUCCAAUCACGUUGCACUGCUGUGAAUGCUAAUGUUAUCUGUUGUCUAAUGACAGCUCAUGGAUGAUCAAACAUGUUGUUUUACCUUGAAACAUGAUCCGAUGUCCGUCUGAUUUUCAGUAUGCAUUAUUUUCUCAGUUGCUGAUCAUUGAGGAAGCAUUGAAAUGAUAAUGUUUUGUCAGAUUCCCUACAUUUAUAAUCGAUGCAGCCUGAAACACAGCAUGAGCACAGCAGUACACCAUGAUUACAGCGUUUGAACUUCCCACACUGAGCGUGACCUCAGUGGAAAAUGGCCACCGUGUGAAUAAAAAUCAGCUACAUCCUAUCAUGAGGAGGAGUUUGGGUCAACGAGCUCCUGAGUUCAAACUACUGUGUACAAAAAAAAUCAUGAAAUCAGCAAUGUUAUAAAAAAUUACAAUAAAAUAUACUAAAUUGGGUCAUGUGCAAAAAGAAAAUGCCACUGAUUUGGGUUUAUUCCAAAUGGUGUUGAAUCACUUGCCUGUAAGUUUGUGUAUAGACUUGACAGAUUGGCUGGGAGAGUUGAGGCGAUGCAUCACACACUCUUUGAUUUGUAUUUCAUGUCUUUGUAAAGUCCUCAUAUGAAGGUAGACUCUGUAUACAUGCAACAUGUUGAAUAUGAAUCACCCCAUUCACUCCAUCAAUGUAAAUCUUUCAUCCUCACUCAUUUUGGGUAUCAGUUUACUUCCUGCAGUAUUGUAUUGUUCUGUUUUUGCAAUGUAGCACUUGACACUUUAGGUCAUGUU
Messenger RNA from Myripristis murdjan (pinecone soldierfish), 2360 nucleotides. RefSeq names its product E3 ubiquitin-protein ligase TRIM58-like. Gene Ontology annotation, molecular function: protein binding. Lineage: Eukaryota; Metazoa; Chordata; Actinopteri; Holocentriformes; Holocentridae. The transcript has 13 exons. Bases 132 to 1511 code for a protein of 459 amino acids. The record is from RefSeq and is a predicted model, not a curated record.